AUGGCAGUGCCGGCGGCUUUGAUCCCUCCGACCCAGCUGGUCCCCCCUCAAGCCCCGAUCUCUACGUCUGCUUCCUCCUCCGGUACCACCACCUCCACCUCCUCUGCGACCUCGUCUCCGGCUCCGUCCAUCGGGCCCCCGGCGUCCUCGGGGCCAACUCUGUUCCGGCCGGAGCCCAUCGCUUCGGCGGUGGCGGCGGCGGCGGCGGCGGCGGCGGGCACAGUCACCUCCACCGGCGGCGGCGGCGGCGGCGGCGGCGCGGGCAGCGGAGGCGGCGGCGGCGGCGGCGGCAGCGCGGGCAACGGAGGCGGCGGCGGCGGCUGCAACCCCAGCCUGGCGACCGCGGGCGGCGGCGGCGGCGGCAGCAUCAGCGCCGGCGGCGGCGUUGGCGCCUCCAGCACCCCCAUCAACGCGAGCACCGGCGGCGGCGGCGGCGGCGGCAGCAGCAGCAGCAGCAGCAGCAGCAGCAGCAGCAGCAGCAGCAGUAGCAGCUGCGGCCCCCUCCCCGGCAAACCCGUGUACUCGACCCCGUCCCCAGUGGAGAACACCCCCCAGAAUAAUGAGUGCAAAAUGGUGGAUCUGAGGGGGGCCAAAGUGGCUUCCUUCACGGUGGAGGGCUGCGAGCUGAUCUGCCUGCCCCAGGCUUUCGACCUGUUCCUGAAGCACUUGGUGGGGGGCUUGCACACGGUCUACACCAAGCUGAAGCGGCUGGAGAUCACGCCGGUGGUGUGCAAUGUGGAGCAGGUUCGCAUCCUGAGGGGACUGGGCGCCAUCCAGCCCGGAGUGAACCGCUGCAAACUCAUCUCCAGAAAAGACUUCGAGACCCUCUACAAUGACUGCACCAACGCCAGUUCUAGACCUGGAAGGCCUCCUAAGAGGACUCAAAGUGUCACCUCCCCAGAGAACUCUCACAUCAUGCCACAUUCUGUCCCGGGUCUUAUGUCUCCUGGGAUAAUCCCACCAACAGGUUUGACAGCAGCAGCUGCAGCAGCUGCCGCUGCUACCAAUGCAGCUAUCGCCGAAGCAAUGAAGGUGAAAAAAAUCAAAUUAGAAGCUAUGAGCAACUAUCACGCCAGUAAUAACCAACAUGGAGCAGAUUCUGAAAAUGGGGACAUGAAUUCAAGUGUUGGACUGGAGCUCCCUUUUAUGAUGAUGCCCCACCCUCUAAUUCCUGUCAGUCUACCUCCAGCAUCUGUCACCAUGGCAAUGAGCCAGAUGAACCAUCUUAGCACCAUUGCAAAUAUGGCGGCAGCAGCACAAGUUCAGAGUCCCCCAUCCAGAGUUGAGACAUCUGUUAUUAAGGAGCGUGUCCCCGACAGCCCGUCACCUGCCCCCUCCCUGGAGGAGGGCCGAAGGCCUGGCAGCCACCCGUCAUCUCACCGCAGCAGCAGUGUGUCCAGCUCCCCAGCGCGGACUGAGAGCUCCUCGGACAGAAUUCCUGUCCAUCAGAAUGGGUUGUCCAUGAACCAGAUGCUGAUGGGUUUAUCACCAAACGUACUCCCUGGGCCCAAAGAGGGAGAUUUGGCUGGUCAUGACAUGGGACAUGAGUCAAAAAGGAUGCAUAUUGAAAAAGAUGAGACCCCGCUUUCCACACCAACUGCAAGAGACAGCCUUGACAAACUUUCUCUAACUGGGCAUGGACAACCACUACCUCCAGGAUUCCCAUCUCCUUUUCUGUUUCCUGAUGGAUUGUCUUCCAUAGAGACCCUUCUGACUAACAUACAGGGGCUAUUGAAAGUUGCCAUAGAUAAUGCCAGAGCUCAAGAAAAACAGGUUCAACUUGAAAAAACAGAACUGAAGAUGGAUUUUUUAAGGGAAAGAGAACUAAGGGAGACACUUGAGAAGCAGUUGGCAAUGGAACAAAAGAAUAGAGCCAUAGUUCAAAAGAGGCUAAAGAAGGAGAAGAAGGCAAAGAGAAAAUUGCAGGAAGCACUUGAAUUUGAGACAAAACGGCGUGAGCAAGCCGAACAAACACUAAAACAGGCAGCUUCAACAGAUAGUCUCAGGGUCUUAAAUGACUCUCUGACCCCAGAGAUAGAAGCUGACCGCAGUGGCGGCAGAACAGAUGCCGAAAGGACAAUACAAGAUGGAAGACUGUAUUUGAAAACUACUGUCAUGUACUGA
Molecule: messenger RNA, 2124 nt
Organism: Rangifer tarandus platyrhynchus (Svalbard reindeer)
Lineage: Eukaryota; Metazoa; Chordata; Mammalia; Artiodactyla; Cervidae
Source: the annotation of a GenBank genome assembly